Messenger RNA from Sinocyclocheilus anshuiensis, 3307 nucleotides. RefSeq names its product calcium-independent phospholipase A2-gamma-like. The transcript is spliced from 9 exons. Lineage: Eukaryota; Metazoa; Chordata; Actinopteri; Cypriniformes; Cyprinidae. The record is from RefSeq and is a predicted model, not a curated record. Gene Ontology annotation, cellular component: membrane. Gene Ontology annotation, biological process: arachidonate metabolic process. The coding region runs from base 348 to 2996 and encodes 882 amino acids.
AACUAUAGUUUUAUAUAUAAGUAACACAAGUAUAUAAAUCCUCCAUAACUGACCAGGAGGGGGCGUACAAACAUAAAUCAACACUGUGGUCUACAUUAUUAAACAUUAUAAUGAUCUUCAUUAUUUUUCCUAUUUAUGGGAAUAAAUACAAAGAACUGACCUUUCUCUUAAGUAUACACCACAAGGACAGACAGACACAUUAUGAAUAAGAAUCUCUUUCGCUUUGCUGAAUUUUUGUUUGCUUCUUUCUAUUUUAGACAUUCCAUGAUUCUGAUUCUGCUGCCAAUGCUCAUUCAGUCCUCAUUCAGAUCAUCUGCUUGGUCUCUGUUGUUGUUGGUGCUUCACUGAUGGCUUGGUACCUCGACAAAACCCGGGUCACUCACCUGGGGUCAAAGCGGCUCCGGUUACUGUACAAGUAUCUGCUCACAAACAUCAGAAAUGUUUCUCACCUUGUCAGGAGGCCUCAUAGGUCAUGUCAGAGUAUCUGCUCCUCUCAGUCUACAAGGAGAAUCCCUCUCAAAUCUCAUAGAUCAAAGAAGACUAUCAGACUUUUUGGAGCAAUUAGCAGUAAUAUGAAAUAUGAGAAUGUAUGGGGCCUUCAGAUGUAUCGAUUAUACUCAACCUCCAGUAGAGAGACUUUCAAAGCAGAAGCUCCCAUUGGAGUUUACCAGCACAGCAGGAUUACUUUUCGGCUGCGCUUGCUUGGACUGAGAUUAGGAGAGUCUUUUAAUCAUCUCUCCAGACACAUAAACUUGUACUUUAAGCAGAAACAGGUAUCUGUGAUAGAUUAUGGGCAAGGUGGAUUGAUGUGUGCAGUGCAGGAACCGCUAACCAGAACAUCAAGACGAGUUCAGAGAGAGAGACACACUGGAGAGUCCAGAGCUUUUGUAGGGACACCUGCCAUUGAGCAGGUCUCUGAAUCUUCCUCACAUCAACCUUUGACCUCAGCCUAUCCUGGACUACAGUUGUUCCACAUCAGUUCCUUGGCAAACAGAUUUGGGGAGAGUUACAUCUAUGUGGCCAAUCACAUUAACUCUGUAUUCUCUAGAAAUCCAGCAAAGCAAAUUCACAUGGAGGUAUCACCGGAUGAUGGGCUCAAAAGGUCUAGAAGCAGAAAGCGAAGAGUUAUGAAUAAUAAAAGUGGUCUUUGUAGGAAAACUGCGCAAACUAAGCAAAACAUUAGUAUGGGUACAAGACCAGAGAUUGAUAACAAUGUAUCUAUUUCCUGGGAUGAAGGAUAUCUCCAUUUUGCCCGUCACAUCAACCGAUACUUUGGAGCAAAUGUAGCAGAUACUGUUGAGAAAUCACCACAUACUGAGAUGAACAUCUUGAAGACUUCAGUUUCACUGGACACUCUAAAUAAACCUAAAGAUCCACUUCUUCAGCCCAAAUCCCCAGGCUUGUUCCACAUGAGCAGCCUCACCACUCGCUUUGGGGAAAAUUACACUUGCAUGGCCAACCACGUUAACCGGUACUUUAAAGGAUCUGCAGCUUCAGAGAAUGAGGAGGUAGAUGGAGAGUUAAACCUUUACAGAGGUUCACAUAAGUACACUGUGAUCCAGGAAAAACCAGUGUCCUUUUUUGAGUGUCUGUUGAAACCCUCAACUAUACCUGACUUUGUGGGCAGCUACCUGGGAAUGGGCUCUUCCAGGCAUAGUGACCAGACCACAACUGUAACAAGGACCCCAGAGGAAAUUCUGGAUAAAACAGUUUUAAGGAGGAGAAAGGCAGAUGAGAUGACUAGAGUUCUACUGAAGAGACUGGAAAAGGCUACAGUACCAUCAUCUAUCACUUCCUUUGUGGAGGAGCUGAACGCUCACCUCAUUCAGCACCCAGCAUGCAAGGCUGUGGUGUGGCAGGAAAAAGCAGCAAUGCAGCUGCUUAGAUGCUGCCGGACCUUUUGGAUGAAUGAAAAACUUCAAGAAGUCAUCAGGGAAACUCUCGCUCUGAUUGGUUAUGUGGAUCCGGUCAGAGGUUGUGGGGUCAGGGUGCUUUCCAUUGAUGGAGGCGGAACCAAAGGGUUAGUUCCACUACAAGUGCUAAAACAGCUGGAGGCUCAAACAGGAAAACGAGUGUAUCAACUCUUUGACUACAUAUGUGGAGUCAGCACUGGAGCAGUUCUGGCUUUUAUGUUGGGUCUAGCUCAUAUCUCUUUAGAUGAAUGUGAAGAGAUGUAUCAUCGUUUCGGGUCAGAUGUUUUUCGACAAAACCCCCUGGUUGGUACUGUGAAGAUGGGCUGGACGCACUCCUACUACAGCACAGAAACAUGGGAGAUGAUCUUAAGGGAGAAGAUGGGGGAGGAGAUUUUAAUUAAAACAGCCAGAGAUGAGCUGAGCCCAAAGGUGUCUGCCGUAAGUGCCGUAGUGAACUGGGGAAAAAGUCCGAAAGCAUUUAUCUUCCGCAACUAUAACCAUGCUCCGGGACGACUGAGCCGCUAUGCCGGAGGAUCAGGAUACCGGCUGUGGCAGGCUCUCCGGGCCUCAUCUGCUGCUCCAGGAUAUUUCCAGGAGUUCCCUCUUCAUGGCGACAUACACCAGGAUGGUGGUCUUAUGCUCAAUAACCCUUGUGCUCUGGCUGUCCAUGAAAGCCGACUGCUGUGGCCCAGCCUGCCCUUCCAGUGUGUGCUGUCACUGGGAACUGGUCGCUAUGAUAAUGCUAGAAGAGGGCCUGCAACUUCCACAAGUCUGAGAGCCAAAAUCAGCAACCUGAUCUGCAGCGCCACCGAUACUGAGGGUGUUCACACUCUAUUGGAUGACCUCUUAUCACCGAAUGUGUAUUUCCGCUUUAACCCGAUGCUGAGCUCAAACGUGACGCUGGAUGAAAGCAGGCCUGAAGUGCUUCAUCAGCUGCAGAAAGACACACAGCUGUACCUGGACCGGAACCGACCCAAACUGGAACGCCUGUGUGAAGUGCUGAUGACAGAACGCUCAGCAAUCUGGAAAACACGGGACUGGAUCGGGGGGAAAGCGUGGGAGCUGCAGCAGCGCUGGGCUUGAGUGGACUUUACACAGUACUGACGAGAAUUCAGUUGAAUGUAUGCAAUUAUGUGGAUGAAAGCUAUAAUACAAAAACAUCAUUAAGUUAUAACGAUAUGUCCUUACUGGUCGCACAAGAUUGUGAAGGGCUGUGUUUUGACAAGUUACAAAUCAUGUAAGAGAAGUUACAAAUCAAAUACACAGCCAUUUUAGACUAAACGUAUUGAGCACUUAUAUGCCAAUAUAAAUUCUGUAUGAAUGUCAAUAUUUAUAGACUGAUGUAUUUAUUUCUUUAUUUCUGUUUUAAUUUAUGAAAUGAAAUAAAACUAAGA